Ornithodoros turicata is the source of this 6847-nucleotide messenger RNA. RefSeq names its product zinc finger protein 530-like. NCBI's taxonomy places the organism in Eukaryota, Metazoa, Arthropoda, Arachnida, Ixodida, Argasidae. The transcript has 5 exons. The record is from RefSeq and is a predicted model, not a curated record. Bases 2920 to 3369 code for a protein of 149 amino acids.
CGUAAAUUUAUUAGAAUUGGUAUUAUUUUUUAGGCAUGUCCGCAUUCGAAUGCUGGACCCUCGUUACAAAGAGGCCCGCCAGGGGUGCCACUACAAUCCAUCCAUCCAUCGAAGCAGAAUCCAAGACAAUCCAUGCUGUUCAUAAAAAGCCUAGCCAGCUGAGAAAUCCGGUUAUUUCGUGUUAUGCGGAUCAUGCUGUUCAUAUAAACAAAGUUUGCAAAACUCGCGUGUGAAUACAUACUCUUCUCUGCGUAAUGUCUUGCUAUGUGUUUGUGAAGAUUCGUCCGGUCACGCCAUUCUUUAAAGCAAAGCCAUUGUGGGCACGUGCAUCCAAAGAAACCAGUGGGCGAUGCAACUUCCGGCCUCUGGCUCUCAGUCGCAGGGCGAUGCAAACACAAGAAAAAGAUGAGCAUCCUUGCAUAGUGCAGUGGAGCCCAACAUGAAAAGGAGUGUUGCCUAUCUCACAACAUAUGUUGCGAAGAAUAUUCAGUGGAAUACCGCUGUGACCAACCAGCUGAGCGGAAUUCCACCAUCACUGCAUUUGCAUUUCAUCCUCCGCAGAGGCUCAAAGUGGACACAAUGCAGUAUUCGAGUGCCGCCUUUGACUUUACAACACGCACAAUGGAGGGAACCCAAAAUCUGAGAGGAAUCGUGUAAGACAGCAUCUGUACCAAUGUGUCCUGUGAGAAGGCAUCUUCAUCAAUCACAUGCAAUGUCACUCAUGCAAGAGGGCCUUGUAAUGUCAUCUGUGUCCCAAAUAGUUUUGAUGCAAACUGUCUUUCACCAAUUACUGUAGUCUUGAACCACUUGAACUUGGCAAGGUCUGCUGUGCUGUUGCAUGUGAGCAUCUCAUGUAAAGAAGAAAACAUAAUGCUCUUCAGUAUGCUAUUGCAUGUGCGUUUUUUUUUUUUUUUUAGAGUACAAUCUUUUACACUAUGCAGAAUGUGCUAAUGUGUAACGUGGCAGUGCCAGACAUAUGCAAAGAACUAAAGGAUAUGUAAUUUGUUGAUGUGUUUACUGGAAUAUGCCAAACCUAUGCUACUGAAAGGUGGUACUGAUUAAGCAUUUCUGGGAAAGCUCUGUUUUGCACUUGGAGAACAGCUUUUUGCCAUUAAACACAAACUCUUUGUCAUCACAGUUUGUAGACAAAAGUCUGUCAGGGACAAGUAAUGACACGAUCCCAUUCCCCCCCAUGACCCCCUGCACUUGGUUGAGAACCACUAACAUACACUGUUCUUAACAUUCUGGGUAAUAAACAGGGGUUGAAGUACAUAUGUGCAUAAGAUUUUUGUCUGCGUCUAUGUGUUUCACAUGACAUAGGGAAUGUUGCAAGAAUAUUAAAUGUGUUGUCUCAGCACCUCCAAAUGUAGCGGCUUUAUUUUUUCUUGCCUUAGAUUUAUUUGUGAAAAAUAUGUGAAAACAGAUCUCGAAAAUUAAGAUAAAGUGCUUUUCUCUUUGCACUGAAUCCUGUACAUUAUUAUAUAAGAGCAGAUAUUUGUUGUUAUUCCAGUGGCGUCACUAGGGUAUGCAUCACACCAUCCCCCAAUAAUUAAUCCCUUUUCAUGCCACGUGAUACACGAUAAAUAACAUCAUACUUCACGCGUAAAAAAAUUGUGCCCUCAAAGGGUUGAGUGAGGAAGCAGCGGUUCUUAUGCGGCACAUCACCCCCCUCUCCCCUCAGUGAUGCCACCUCGUGAUAAGAAGGAGUCAAGUGAAUAAUGCUGCUGCUUUUAAAACUGGGAACCGGUCACCAGCUCUGGUGGCGCAGCGGUAACGCGUGCGCUUGGAGACUGGGAGGUCCGCGGGUCAAAUCCGCGGGCCGGCUGUGCCGUCUGGGGUUUUUCCUGGGUUUCCCUCAGAUGUGUAAUAGGCAUAUGCCGGCACAGUUCCCCUGAAGUCGGCCCAUGGACGCAGCUAUCCUCCCCCCGCUUGGUCUUCCACUUCACCCUUUCCUCUCCACCACCUUUCCCUUCCCGAGAAACAUGCCGCCUAAUCAGGCAGGCAGACCUCUCGGGUUCCUCCCAACGACACUCCUCCUCCUCCUCCUCCUCGGGAACCGGUCCACUCGUCACAGGAAGACUCGUCACAGGAUAAUUGGUCACACCGGCCCUCUGGUAUGAGGUCCUUUGUCACCGGAACACUUGUCAAGGGUGGCGGUUUGUCACCGGAACACUGGUUGCAAGGUUUACCCCGUUCCAAAGGGAAUGCGUUUCGCAGUGUUUUACCAAAGGGAUUAGUCCCGUGCCCGACCCGCACUUCCGCGAACCCGGAUUCCGAAGACUGUUGACUGUACAAAUUUCACGUCUUUGCUAAGGGCACGGAGAGCAUGGAAGUGACAAACUCAGCAUGGGGCUCCGUUGCUGGGGCGCCGACAAAAGUUGAGAGACUGACCAAGAUUAGGUCAGGAGACCCUUUUACGUAUUUCACAUGCUGGGGAAUGGGUCAGUUCAUGUAGAACAUGCACCGGUCAAGACUGACCAAGGUUAGGUCAGGAGAGCCUUUUACGUAUUUCGCACAGGUUCACGGUGACGAUUAUUCCGGCGUGACAGCAGUUCCUCGUACGAGAUGCCCUGUGACGAGUUGGCCUUAUUGACGGGUUCACCUGUGACCAGUUGGCCUGUGACGACCGGGCUUGUGACGAGUUCUCCUAAACCCUGGAAUUUUGUGUGCAUGUGUGUGAGAGAGAAAGUUUUGCAAUUCUGAUCUAUUUUUGUCUGGAAUAUCAAUAUAAUUUGAAAAUUGUGAUGUUAGUACAGUUAUUAUCUCUUAAUUUGUGUGACUAUCAUUCCGCUUUACAUGUGCAGAUUCGUUUCAGGUUCCUGUUCAGGCAAUAAAUUUAUUGGAGCUAACCUCGCAUAGCCAUGUUAUUGCUUCAUCUUUCUGCCCUGCUUGUAUUACUACUACGUAUUGAUUUUGACAAUGGUUUUAGAUUCAGUUGAUGUUAAGACAGAAGAUGUAGAGCUCGUCGAAUACGACACCAGCCCGUACACUGUGGAAGAGACUCUCCAUCCGUUGCCAUGCAGGACACCCAAAAGUGAAACGCUGUUCCGCUGUGAGUUCUGUGAGUGCAACUUUUUCCAGAGCUACCACCUCACCGAGCACCAGCACAACCACACGGACGAAGAAGAGGAACCGUAUGAUUGCAACUACUGUUCCAGGACUGUGGCCCAGGAUCUGCACAUGAUAGGCGAAUCGGACGGUGACCUGAAGCCCUUUAUGUGCCUUCUUUGCAAAAUGCCGUUUAGGCAUCGUGGUGACCUGUACGAGCACAGAGCGUUCCACAAAGAGAAGUCCCACUUCGAAGUGUGUAUCAGGUCGUCCUCUAGUUAUAACUAUUUGACCCGUCACAUGCUGCAGCACACAAAAUGAUUGCCCACUUUGGCUUGUAAUCUCUGCAAAGAAAGGUAUCAUUUUAUGUGCUUUGCUCUUCUGAGCUUUGAUAUCUGUAGUAUUUGUCUUGAACAUGGUGCUUGUACUGCCUCAUGUGUGUCAAAAUGAAUUCUAGGAAAUCAAUGUCAACACUUGAAAAUGCUAUUCAUAUUCAGUGUUGGCUUUCACGAAAAUGUCUCGCUGUGAAGUGGACAGCCAGUGUAGUUUACAACCAAAUCAUUGUACUCUUAAUAGAGAAUCAGAACAUUAACAAGUUUUCAGCAUCUAAUAUAAUGACCGUCAUGACCCACAUGACCGUCAAAGGUGGUUUCUCCUCCAAAGCAUGAAUAUCCAAUGACUGCAAAAUGAACAGGCUGUCAUGAUGAAUUAGAAAACCAAGGAGGAUAUGCACACGAUGAGGUAGCAUUAUCUUACAUUAAACCUAUCCUCGAGGAAAUGUCAGCAAAUUAAAAUUACCAGAAAGUGCAAAGUUUAUUUAUUGUAUGAUGUUGACCUGGUGCAUUGGCCGUAGUUCUCUUAUUAUGUCGUAUAGCUCAUGAUUAAGACCCACAGUUUUCUGCUGCGGCAAGUUCAAGAUUACGUGGCACUAACUUGUAAAUUCCGUGAUUUUCUACGGCAAGGAGUCAACGGCUACUUGAAACUGGGAACGCUUUAUUUUCUUGGACAAUGUGGGAACAAAAAAAAAAUUAUAAACUUGCAGAUUCAAAACACUGUUGUGACUCGGCAUUACAUGAUAAUCUCCUGUGUUCUCCUCUAACAGCGAAUGCCGUCUGUCAAUCAUUUAAUUUACAAUCAUUUAAUACCUUCUGAAACCUUCGCCAACUUUGUCAUGUUGUGCUGUAAGGUUUGUCAUAGCGUGUUUGUCCAGCAUUUCAUUCCGCGUUUUGUAAUUCGAGUGACACUAUCAUCCAUUAAGUCAGUGGACCAAGUGUGCGCAAAUCAAACAAAAAUACCACAAUAACUAGCAAUAUUUAGUGCUACACUAGAGGUGUGCAUAUUAUGCGGUGGCGCAAAAUAUCCGAGUGAAUGUGGUAUGUUGAAGGGUAACAUGUACCAUGGAGCAGUUAGAAACGUGCGGAGCGUGCAUGUUUAUCUGGCACUCUUUUGCGGGAGCGUGCAAUACUUCUCCUGAGAUAGCCUUAGUUGCUCAUGCGCCAAUAAACCUCAAUCCAAUCCAAUUCUUCGGAGACUCUGCACGUCGUAGUAACUGUUCACAUCCUGCCACGUGUGUCCUUCGACCCAGUUGGGUCUUUGGCACAAUCGGACUUCUGUGAAAUUCUGUGCAAAACAUUGCAAAAUUUCAAACAAAGCGAAAUUCUGUGCCAAAUGAGGUAUUCCGCGUAAUUUCGUGAAAUCUCGGAAGACCGGGGUCUUACUCAUGAUCACAGCUGCCUCGUGAUGUAAAGCGACUUCAUUAUUAUUAAUAUCUUAUUGUGUAAAGCAUAACUGCUUAUCUUUAAGUGCAUAUUGGUUGGUUCACACAUGUGCAGAGAUUUUACAUGUGGGAUGUGUUUGCACAGUCAUAAAAUUAGGAUUGUAAUUUUAGCUGAUUAAUGUUCAUUCCUUUAUAUGUGCAUGUGUCUGUGACCUGAAAGUCAUGGUGUUGUGUGUAGGGGUUCCUGAUAAUCAUAUCUGUAUUGGGCUGUAUGAUACUAUAACUUCAGAGCUUCUAUUGGUUUGUUCAGUUGUGCAGUUAAAUAUAAUUGCCUCCUCUGCAGAAAAUAAUGUGCGACUGGGCUUUGCAGUUACUGAAUGUUGCCGUCCGUUAGUGUUACCUGUGCUUUUAGGCAGGAAAGCGUGCCUGCCUUGACAACAUUUCUUCGAAGAAACUAUAGAUAACUUGGUGCUAUGUAGUCCACAUUAUCAGGGAGCUUAUAUUGCCUUACCUGAAUAUUGAAACACCUUGUUUGUAGUUUGGUUUUUAUUAUUUUAAAACUGUUACAGUAUACCAUUGUAUAGUAUAAAAGAUAUUUCAACAACAUCAGGGCAAACUUUACAAAACUGGUCACAAUUACCUGAAUUAAGUUUUGAGUUUUUCAUGUUUCACUCUCUGUAGCUUGCAAUAUUUACUUUCCACAACAUUUACAGCACAUGAUGAAAAUGGGUGAUCCAUACCUGCUAUCACAAAACAUGUAGUCAAAACUGUACUUCGUUGGUUUCUAUGAGCACAUCUGUAGUUUUAUGCCAUCUAUUGGCUGUGGAUAGUAUCCAUAAACUGGCGAUUACCUUUGAAGUAUCCUGAUGCUAUGCUGUGCCUCGCACCCAGUGGAGCACUGUGCCACAAUAACUCCGCAUCAUUUCUGUGCAUGCCUCGUAAUUUCCAAGCAUUUUCAAUAUUACAUUGAGUGUAAACAAGUCUGAUUGUAGCAUGGAAUAUGAGGGGUAGCUGGAUCUUCAUGAAUAUUUCACUAUACGUACAUUCAAUCAUCACUUAAAGAUGCCUUGUCAGUCAACACUGUAGUGCGUAGAAAGCAGAAAAAUCUGUAGUCAUAUAAUCUUGUGAUUCACAACCUCAGAUAUGCUCCAGUUGCAUUUAAUAAAUGUUGCCUACACAUUUGGUAUAAGGUCGCAUCUUGUGCAAUUCUUUGGCAGAAAGCUGGAAAGUUGCAGGAGCCAUGGACCUCUCUCAGGCAUUGUGUGUGUGCCUCUCAGUUUCACCUGUCUUAUAGCUCUGUGAUUUUUUUGUCCCUAAAGUUCGAUGCAUGUGGAAUUUAGAGGCUCUGUUUGCGUAUGUGUCUGCUACUUGCGUAGCGUCUGCUUACUUGUGUUUGCAGUAAUGAAACAUUUUGUGCGUGCAUAAGAGCCUUGUGUUUUGGGUCAAACCAGCUAAAACCCAUUUUUAGCCCCACCAACUCGCGGGGCAUAGUGGAUAAGUUGAUCGCCUUCCAUUCCGAGACUGGGAAGUGAUGCAGGUUCGAAUUCGGAUACCGGCUGUGCUGUCUGAGGUUUUGACUGGGUUUUCCGGCAGACUUUCUAGACAACAGAGCAGCCCUGGAUGCAUGCUAACCUCCUCGCUGUCCCCCACUCCUUCUUGCAUCAACUUGAUGCAUCAACUUCACCAGCUCGCUUGCUUAGCCAUCUUUUCAUCAUCAUGGUAGCCCAUUAAGUCAUUCUCGAUAUUCUGAACAGUCACAGUGUUUGAAGAACAUGGGUGAAGAACACUCUCGUGGCAAAAGCGCUUGCAGGGACUACACGGCGGAACAUGGCGUACCUGACAAAAUUCACACUAGCAUGCUAACUGAUGCUCAAUGUGACAAAUGGGUUGAGCAUGUGUGAACAAACAGAGAGAGCUGAGCAUGAAGUUAGUCAGUACAUGGUGAACUGAGCAAGAAGUGAGUGUGAAUGUGAGUGAGCAAACAAAGAGCUGAGCUAGAGAUGAGUGAGCAGGAGUUGCAACCGCUGAUCUCUGCUCUCACGUGCUUGUGUACUUCCAGUAAAUUUUGAAACGUCCCUAAAC